Trematosphaeria pertusa is the source of this 1242-nucleotide messenger RNA. RefSeq lists its product as uncharacterized. Lineage: Eukaryota; Fungi; Ascomycota; Dothideomycetes; Pleosporales; Trematosphaeriaceae. The transcript has 3 exons. Bases 1 to 1080 code for a protein of 359 amino acids. The record is from RefSeq and is a predicted model, not a curated record.
AUGUCGACGCCGGCGGCUGCAGGACCGGCGGACGCAAAGGACGUGGAUCGCCGCAAGAGCCUGGGCAAGUACGUGAAGCGGAUGAGCAGCGUCUUCAAGCGGGACAAGGCGACCAGGAGCAGGAGCAGCGCCUCGCUCACCCCGCCCGCGCCUUCCACGCCCGCGCCCGUCGUCGAGCAGAGCAAGGAAGCCGCGCCUGCUCCCGCUACCGCUACCACUACCACUACCACUCCCGCGCCCGCUGCCACUGCUCCCAUGCCGCCCGCGCCCACCGCCCAGGAGCUCAACCGCAGCGCCCUCCAGCAGGAACGCGCCCGCGCCCUCUUCGCAAAGUACGGCCUCACCCUGGAGUCGCACGAAUGGAUCGCGGCGCCCGCCCACCCCAUCACCGUCCAGCGUGUCGAGAAGCCCAUCCGCAUGCGCGUGCACCGCACCUGCCACCGCUGCGGCACCACCUAUGGCGCCGACAAGCUGUGCUCCAAGUGCGAGCACCGCCGCUGCAAGAAGUGCCCCCGCUAUCCCAAAAAGAAGGCCCCCGCCGACAAGGGCAAGGAGAAGGCGGCCGCAGAGAAGCCCAAGAAGAAGAAGCUCCUGACCGUCACGUCCAAGCACGGCACCGACCUAGUCUACCACCCCGUCAAGCAACGCGUCCGGCGCACCUGCCACAAGUGCGAGACCAUGUUCAUUCCCCCUACUGCUACCACCUGCGAGCACUGCCGCCACAUCAGGUGCACCAAGUGCCCACGAGAGCCGGCCAAGUCGAGCAAGUGGCCGAACGGCUACCCCGGCGACGUGGAGCCCGACAGCGAAACCGAGGUCGAACGGGAGCUGGACAUGGCGAGACGCAUAUGGAGGAAGCCGCGGACCAGAGUACGGUGGGAGUGCGAAGAGUGCCAUAGCCUGUUCUUGGACGGCUCACCGCAGUGCCCCGGUUGUGGGCACGCCCGGUGCGACAAGUGCGUGAGAAAACCCCUUAAAAGAGUGAAAAAGGACAUCUCAUUCGACCCUGAGGUGGUGAGAGCCGUCGAGGCCAAGCUAAAAGCCCUUGUGGUGGAAGACGACCCUCCCGCACCCACCUGACAUUUCAUACCAUCACGAUAUUCACAGACGACGAGUAACGACGACGUAGUACUGCGAGCAUUGCGCCACCCAAACUUCCCUUCGAGCUUCGCUUCAUCUAUUACCCUAUUUCUACCGAACUGCUAGGAACGACUUGGGCACAUGCUGGGACCUGGGCAAUUU